This is a messenger RNA of Anopheles coluzzii, 3492 nucleotides long. It is a transcript of the gene Amph, whose product is annotated as myc box-dependent-interacting protein 1. Bases 253 to 1932 code for a protein of 559 amino acids. NCBI's taxonomy places the organism in Eukaryota, Metazoa, Arthropoda, Insecta, Diptera, Culicidae. The record is from RefSeq and is a predicted model, not a curated record. The transcript has 10 exons. Gene Ontology annotation, molecular function: phospholipid binding; protein binding. Gene Ontology annotation, cellular component: cytoplasm; plasma membrane.
AUCGCUUCAGUGACAAACUUUCCAACGCCAUCCGACAGUGCUCGAUCGGAGAGGAAUAUUCCAACUCGUGAAUUAAAACACUCCACACUCAACGCAAUUACACAGCGCGGGUUUUACCGAACGACAUCCGGUAACCGGAAGUUGUAGUGAGCGUGAGUGUGCGAGGUCAAAGUACGAAAAUUAGCAAAGAAGUAUCGCGUGUGCCAAAUCCGUUCGAAUCCGCAAGCGACAGCAAAACAGCAACAGUGCACGAUGGCAGAAAAUAAAGGAAUGCUGCUGGCGAAAUCCGUCCAGAAACAUGCUGGCCGCGCCAAGGAAAAGCUCCUACAAAAUCUUGGCAAAGUCGACCGAACGGCAGAUGAAAUUUUCGACGAACAUUUGACAAACUUCAACCGACAGCACACCUGUGCAACCAGGCUGCAGAAAGAAUUCAGCAACUACAUCCGAUGUGUUCGUGCCGUACAAAAUGCCUCGAAAAGCCUCAUGGAAGCCAUUACCGAAGUAUACGAAAGCCAGUGGACCGGCUCGGAAGUGCUGUACGGCCAGGCUAAAACGAUCGACACACAGUACCAGCAGUUUUCGUACAAGCUGGCCGAUCAGGUACUGAAGCAGCUGGACACCUACGCGCUACAGUUUCCGGAAAUGAAGAAAAAGAUUGACAAACGUGGCCGCAAGCUGGUGGACUACGAUAGCCAGAGGCAUUCUUUCCAGAGCCUGCAAGCGAACGCUGCCAAGCGCAAGGACGAUCUGAAGGUUACGCGAGGCCGUGAACAGCUGGAGGAAGCGAAGAGCACAUACGAGGUGUUGAAUUCCGAGCUGCACGACGAACUGCCGGCCCUGUACGAUUCGAGAAUACUGUUCCUGGUGACGAACUUGCAGACGCUGUUCGCGUGCGAGCAGCAGUUCCACAGCGAAACGUCCAAGGUGUACGCGGAGCUGGAAGCGAUCGUAGACAAACUGGCCACCGAAUCCCAGCGCGGCUCCUACACGCUGAAGAAGAUCAACGCUAACUCGAACCCAUCUAGCCCCCAGCAGUCACCGGUGAAGGCGAAUCUGUCGAUUGUGAAUAAUGUCACUAACGGGUCGGCCAACGCUAACGGACAUACUUCCGCGCAAAGUGUGCUACCGUCGCCGAGAACACCGUCACCCAACCAUCAGCUCGACCGGCAGGCGGAUGGGCCAGAAGAUGAAGACGACGAACCUUCCUACCAGAACACGGAAAUGGUAAAGGCGGCGGCGGCGGCGGCGUCGGCCGCGACCAAAGCACCGACCACGAACGGUACCACCGCCUCGGACAGCACGGCGAAGCACGGCGAGCUGGAAUUGAACGGCAACGGCAGCGCACCGAAGGAGAACGGUCAACCCGCAGCGACAGCGGUGACGGAAAGUGUUCCGGCCACCACAAACGGUACGCUUGAUCACCCGCCGUCUGCAUCCACUAAUCAGCUUCCCCAACCCGACCACCACCACCAAACGCAUCCGCCGACUGCGAACGGGCUGGCCAGUAAUGCUCGGGGGGCGCAAGAGAAUGGGGUACACGAAACGACAGUGACGGGCGCUAGUGCAAACGCAGCUCCGACAACGGAUGUGCCCGCUGCAACUGUUGCCACAACGGCGGAUGCUGCUGCUGCGGCUGCUGCUAGCGCUAAUACAGAUGCUGCCGUUCCAACGCCCACUACUACCGGUGCAGCAGCUGUUUUGCAAACAAGUGCAGCGACAACGGACUUGCCACCGGGUGUUUUGUAUCGCGUGAAAGCUACGUACAAGUACGUCCGAGAAGACGUCGACGAGCUGAGCUUCGAGGUGGGUGAUGUCAUCAACGUGGUUGAGUACGAGGAUCCCGAAGAUCAGGAGGAAGGAUGGCUGAUGGGCAACAAGGAAGGCACAAACGAGAAGGGCAUGUUCCCGGCUAACUUCACCCGGCCACUGUAAAUUCGCCAUUAGUCGGUUCGGUUUUACCUAAGGAUACCGAGACGUUUUAACACCGGAGAAUCCCAUGAAUCGCAAACCAUUUUUUUGUUGUUUUCUGGUCGUCUAAGCUGCAAUGAGUGAAAGGAAAUUCAGCAGCAGCAUCUUCCCAAGCCAUCUUCCGAAUAGAACAUCAUAAGCAUGUAGAGUGACCGAUAAUUGUAUCCACACACACACACACACACACACACACAAAACGUGUUUGUUACCACCAUCCAUAACGCAGCGGUUAGGCAUUUGAAUAUUAGCUGUCCCACACAUCCCCCCCAAACACACACAGAAAUCGAUAUAGUGUAGCAAAACGUACACCGGGUACACCGUUAUUAAAAAAAAAAGAUUCGAAAUGGAAUUGCAUCAGUGGCGCUCACCCUCCACCCUCAAAUCACCACCAUCCCGACAGUCAGUUAGUAGUUAGUUAGUCAUCCGUUUACUGGCGGGACCGAGUGAGUCACAGGUGGUAGAGAGCGAGCGUUUUGUUGUGUUGCGUUGCGUUGAAAGCAGAUGGUUUCAGUUUUCGGUUUUUAAUUCCCUCACGUUUCACCCCGUAGUAGCCGUCCUGUGUAUUUUUGUUGCGUAUUAUUUUAUUAGUAACCACGGCGCCCGCAACAUUGCAGCGCAAGUGUGGUGUUUGCGCGCCACCCUUGAUGGAUGGUACCGGGUUUUGGUAGUGAAGCGAAGCAAUGGCGCAAUCUAAUAAUUGUAGUCUUCCUUGUCUUCCCGGUUUCGGUGAAAAAUAAGGCAAAUGUUGCAUAUUAGUAAUAUAUUAACCCCUUUCUUUGUUUAUGCACACCCCUAUGCGCCGCGGCAAUUGUAUGUGUUGCUACGGCUACUGCUGCCCUACACGAAAUCGUUAAUACCGUACGCGCAAGUCAUCAUCUAACUAUCUAUGAGCAUAAUGUCGUCGUUGCGUAACAAUGGAAAACUAAUGAAUAACGUGUGCCUUUUUAUUAAAGAAAAAGAAGAAGAAGAAAGGAAGCGAGAGAAAAACAGAAGAGAGCAAGCAGAAGAAACUAAGCAAAAGCAAUGAUUCGAAAACAAGAGAAAACAAAACAAAAUCGGCAACUAACGAAAUCUUUUUUCUUUCUUUCUUUUUCUGUCUUAAGUUAAGCUGUUAUUAUCUCGUUAUUUUAUGUUAUUUGAAAGGCAAUUGUUCUCGUUGUUUCUUCCCCAUACACAAUCCUUCCCUAACAGAGCUAUUUUUAGUUUGCCCUAACUUUUUUUUUCCUUUUGUCUGUAAAAAAAAACAAUUCAUGAGAAUCAAAUAUAACUUACUACGAAUACAAUCGACAAACAAACAAAAAUACUGCUGGUUUUUUUUUGCAAGGAUGUAAACCAUUUUCGUUUUGUGUAUUUAAACAAAAAAGAAACAGAUAGAGCGAGAGAGAGAGCGUGCGAACAGGAGGAGGCGGUAGAAGGUAGAAAGGUAGCAAGCAUUUCUUCCCGAUGAAACACAACCGGCAGUUUUAGGUGUAAGCGAUGAAACCCCCAAAUCGAAAGAAAUAAAUAAAUCAUUUUGUUUGUGAA